Messenger RNA from Verticillium alfalfae VaMs.102, 210 nucleotides. RefSeq lists its product as hypothetical. The record is from RefSeq and is a predicted model, not a curated record. NCBI's taxonomy places the organism in Eukaryota, Fungi, Ascomycota, Sordariomycetes, Glomerellales, Plectosphaerellaceae. The transcript has a single exon. The coding region runs from base 1 to 210 and encodes 69 amino acids.
AUGGACGAGGAGGAGACGACGGCUCGCAAGCGCCAGACGUGCAAGCUUACUGUUGAGAAGCUGAAGAAGGCCAUGGAUUCCAUCAAUGAGCUGGAGCGCGAGACCGAGGACGUCGACAUGGCAAUGGAUGGGGCCGAUGACAUGGGCGCUCUCGAUGAUCGCGGUCACGGCAUCAGGGGUUAUGCCGAGACAAUCAGUGACGAGCUUUGA